Hyalella azteca is the source of this 1113-nucleotide messenger RNA. RefSeq lists its product as uncharacterized. Bases 1 to 1113 code for a protein of 370 amino acids. Lineage: Eukaryota; Metazoa; Arthropoda; Malacostraca; Amphipoda; Hyalellidae. The transcript has 7 exons. The record is from RefSeq and is a predicted model, not a curated record.
AUGCUCGCCCCCCUGGACAUCAGCUACCGUCUGGGGACCCCAUCCUUCACAUCCUACUUCAUCUGUGCGCAGUUCAGCCGCGACGCAGGACGCGUAUCCUACUCUGCUCCUCUCAGCGUCAUGUCCCCCUCGCUGACACGCACCCAUACCGACAACAGCUCCCCAGGAUCGUCCGCAGCGUCAGUGACGAGGAAGACGUCGGACGAGACGCUCACGUCCGCAAGCGACCUCCGCAGUCCGCAGUUUGCAGAAGGUCACGUCACGAUGCCCUCGUCCGCUGUCUACCCUAACCGAACCUUCGAUGAGAACACGGCUAGUGACAUACCAUCGUGUCUAAGUGGCUUCCCUCAUCAGAACAUCGAUGCUUUACUCAACGAUGGCGUCACCAACGAGAAGCUUACUGAUAACCUUUGUUAUCAGGAGCUAUCAUCCAGCCAUGACCUGAGAAAGCUGGCUGAGCAGGAUGAUAAGUGUCUGGAGGCUAAAGACGUGUACGAGGCGCUGGUGGUGGACCACACGCUGCUGGGGGCGGAGUACCUGAAGCAGUUGCGCCAAUUUAGACACGAGCUCAACAUCCGCCAGACGGCCUGGGACAGACUGGCUACUGAGACCAACGCGCAGCUUCUUACUGGCCUGCUGCUGGGUUGGCUGGAGCACCUGAAGGCGCCGCUGCUGUCGGUGGACGAGCUCUCCUACCUCGUCCUGGCCGCCCACAAACCGGAGGUCGUCCUGCGCAAGCUGGACGAGGACACGCGGUACACCAUCGAGUACCUGGUACGCUUCGUGGCGCGUCUGCAGCCGCUGGAGGCGCAGCAGCAGCGAGACAUCCUGCGCCGCCUCAUCGCUUCCCUCACCCACCAGGCCGUCCCCAUCGGGGGGACACUUCUCCCCGCCGGCCGCAGCUACCGCAAGCUCCGGGAAGGUACGUUGGCCAAGUGCGAGGAGUUCACGACGAACUUGUUCCGUCUGGUGUACCUGGACACGACGUGUCCCAGCGCUGGUACCAGGGGUGGCACCAAGACAAGUUGCCACAGCGCCAACGACAACGUCUCCCCCCCUGGGACCAUCCACAGUCCCCUGCCUGAUGAGGAGAAGGCUGGGGUCCAGUCAUAG